Podospora pseudopauciseta is the source of this 2018-nucleotide messenger RNA. RefSeq names its product U3 snoRNP protein (gene UTP6). NCBI's taxonomy places the organism in Eukaryota, Fungi, Ascomycota, Sordariomycetes, Sordariales, Podosporaceae. Gene Ontology annotation, molecular function: snoRNA binding; protein binding. Gene Ontology annotation, cellular component: Pwp2p-containing subcomplex of 90S preribosome; small-subunit processome. Gene Ontology annotation, biological process: maturation of SSU-rRNA from tricistronic rRNA transcript (SSU-rRNA, 5.8S rRNA, LSU-rRNA). The transcript is spliced from 2 exons. The record is from RefSeq and is a predicted model, not a curated record. The coding region runs from base 682 to 1926 and encodes 414 amino acids.
GCGACAGUGUGCGACCAGCUCACCCACUGGCCAUUAAAAGACAGGACGACGCCUGCGUCCUUGUCCUUGUAGGAGCGGGACGACGACGACGCCAUUGUGGCCGUGUCCGUGUCGACGCGGCGCGGGGUUCCGGACGAGGGUUCAAGCUCAGGCCAGGCCAAGGGCAGGGCAAGGGCAGAGGAUCCGAUAAGACGUGUGUGUUUGGUUGGGAGAUGGGAUCAAGCGCUGGGAUACAUCGCCGUGGGCAGUAGCAGUCAGUGUCUGCAGAAAAGAACAGAUGGAGGAGAAGGGAAGAAAUGUCACAGCUUGGUCUUGGCCCAACAGUUGCUGUGCAUCGAGAGACGAAGGGAAGGAUCGAACUGGACAGGAUGGCGAGACAACACCAAGAGCGCCAGAAACCUCGGCGCGAUCCGCAUUCAGAGAAAUCCACAGGCGCCAAGCCGUUGACCCGACUGCAUGGCCCCUGCAGCUACGGUGAGCGUCGGUGAGCCACAGGCAGAGCCCAGGUGAACAGGGCCCCACUAAAAAGUUCAACACCAGCCCGUGGCAACAAGCUUCCACCAUUCCAUUUCUCAGAACAUCUCCAAGCUUUGCGUAAUCCACCCAGCACUGCAACUGCACCGUCGUUUCCCUAUCGCAACCAACCCAGCGCAUUUCAGACCUGUUUUAGAAUCCAUAACCAUGGGUGGCGCCGCAGAAAAGGCCCGCUUCUACCUCGAGCGAGCAGCUCCCGAGCUCCGCGAGUUUGAAGAAAAAGAGAUCUUCACCAAGGAGGAAAUUCGCUCCCUCGUCGUCAAACGCUCCGACUACGAGCACCUCAUCCUCUCCCCUGGUACCAAACCAACCGACUUCCUCUCCUACAUCUCCUGGGAAACCUCCCUCGACCGCCUCCGUGCCAAACGCUGCGCCCGCCUCAAAAUCCGCAACUCCUCCUCCCACGCCUCCCAGGCACGCACCUUCAACAUUUUCGAGCGCGCCGUCAACAAGCACCCGGGCUCCCUGCAGCUCUGGUUCGCCUACCUCGACUUCGCCGCCAGUGUCAAGGCCACAAAACGAUGGAACCGCAUCGCUACCCGUGCCAUCCGCCUUCACCCGUCCGAGUCAUCUCUUUGGGCUCUGGCUGGCCGUAGAGCCGCCAAGGCGGGGGAUAUGGAAAAAGCCCGGGCGCAUUACUUGAGAGGGUGCCGGUUUUGCACCACGGAGCCAGACCUUUGGGUGGAGUACGCCAGGUGUGAGAUGGAGUGGCUGCAGAAGAUCGAGGCGAAGAAGGCUGGGAAGGGGGUUAGAAAGGGGGUUAAUCCUGUCGAGGCGAUCAAGGACACGGAAACGCUGCAAGAGGGGGAUGUUAUCGAAUUUGACGAGGAGGAUAGCGAGGAUGAGGACAUGGACGGCGAGUUGAUGCUUCCUGAUCCGGAUGCCGAGGGUGCGGAUGGGAAGCCAAAGAACAAGAAGGUCAUGACAGAGGAGGAGACCAGGAAGAUUGAGCAGAGCCCUGCGCUGAGUGGAGCGAUACCAAUGGCCAUCUUCGACAUAGCACGGAAGCAACAGUUCUUCGGGGCGAGGGCGGCCGAGAUGUUUUUCGACAUGUUUGCGCAGUUUGGCGGGGUGUCAUCGCAGGAGAGGAUUGUGGGGCAUGUGCUGGGUGCGAUGCAGGAGCUGUAUCCUGGCCAUGCUUGCACUGUCAGCUGCGGGAUUAGACAGCCAGUUGUGGGUGUGAACGCGUUGAGUGUGGAGUUCCCCAAGGCGCUCAGGGAAGUGCUGACGAGGCUGAAGAAGGGUCUGGAAGAGACAAACGACAAGAAGGCAUUGGUAGAAAAGAUGGUGAGCUGGUUCGACGGGGUUUUGGCCGUCGAGGGAUUGGACGAGGGGAUUAAGAUCGUGUUGCAGCACACAAAGGGGUCGUUGGAACAGCAGGUUGCGAAUUGAUACCCAGAUAAAAUGAUCAAUGGAAUUACAACUAGAGGUCGAUGUCUUUACCGGGGUAAGGGUCAUGAUUUUCGCGCUCAAACUGUUCUGCC